AUGAUCGAUAUUGUGACGAUAUUGCUGGGCUUUGUGGUCGGCGCGAGCACCGACGCGGACCAGUUCCUCACCAAACAGUCAUUGUUGAUCUUCGGUCUCGGCGCGCUGUCGUUCGCCAUCGCGACCGCGUCCGGCGUGCUCUUCGCGAAGUUCAUGAACCUCUUCCUGCAUCACAAGAUCAACCCGUUGAUCGGCGCGGCGGGAGUGUCGGCCGUGCCCGAUUCGGCGCGCGUCGUCCAAGUGGUAGGCCACGAGUCCGACCCGAACAAUCACCUGCUGAUGCAUGCGAUGGCGCCGAACGUGGCGGGCGUCAUCGGGUCAGCGAUUGCGGCGGGCGUGCUAUGGUCCGUCCUCACCAAGCUUUUGACCGUGGCGAAGAAAAUCGAUUUCAUGUGCACCGCUUUCCGGGACGGCUUCCAGUCGGCCUAUGGGGCACGAGUACAGACCGCCGACUUCCUGCCGGCGCUCGAGGCGGCCCGUGACGCGGGCCUCAAUUACUUCGAGGCCGGUGGCGGCGCCCGGUUUCAAUCGCUGUACUUCUACUGCCAAGAAGACGCGUUCGACAUGAUGGACGCGUUCCGGGCCACCGUCGGCCCCGACGCGAACCUGCAGACGCUUUCCCGCGGCGUGAACGUCGUGGGGCUCGAGUCCCAGUCGAGCGACGUCAUCCGACUGCACGCCGAGCUCUUCAAGAAGCACGGCAUGACAACGAUUCGCAAUUUCGAUGCGUUGAACGACGUGCAGAACCUCGUCUACAGCGGGCGCUGCAUCGUUGAGGCAGGCCUGAAGCACCAAGUGGUCGUCACGAUGAUGGAGCUGCCGCCCGGCUGUUUCGGCGCGCACGACGCCGACUUCUACGCCGGCGUGCUCCAACAGAUCCUCGACGCCGAGAUCCCCUACGACUCGGUCUGUUUCAAGGACGCCUCUGGCACGGCCGUGCCGUCCAAAGUCCACGAGACGAUCAAGCGCGCCCGCAAGGUGCUGCCGGCCGACACGUACAUCCAUUUCCACACCCACGAAACGGCCGGCGUCAGCGUGCAGGCCUACAUGGCCGCAUUGGAGGCUGGCGCCGACGCCAUCGACCUGUCGCUUGCGCCCUGCUCGGGAGGGACUUGCCAGCCCGACGUGCUGGUGAUGUGGCACGCCCUUCGCGGCAGUCGCUUCGAGCUCGACGUCGAUAUCGACAAGGUCCGCGAAGCGGAGGGGGUCUUCAAGGAUUGCAUGAAGGACUAUUUCCUUCCGCCCGAGGCGGUUGCCGUCGAACCCCUGAUCCCCUGGAGUCCGAUGCCGGGCGGCGCCCUAACGGCGAACACGCAGAUGCUGCGGGAUAACGGCGUCAUGGACCGCUACCCGGAGAUGAUUCACGCCAUGAGCGACGUCGUCCGCCGCGGCGGCUAUGGCACUUCGGUUACGCCGGUCUCGCAGUUCUACUUCCAACAGGCGUUCAACAACGUCAUGUUCGGAGCCUGGGAGAAGAUCGCGGAGCCGUAUGGGAAGAUGGUCCUCGGCUAUUUCGGAAAGACGCCGGUCCCACCGGACCCCAAGGUUAUCGCCCUGGCGUCGGAGCAGUUGGGCAUUGAGCCGACCUCCCGCCCACCGCUUGAUCUGAACGACGCCGACCCCAACAAAGGCGUCGAACCGGCACGCAAGCUGCUCCAACAGCACGGGUUGGCGGAGACGGACGAGAAUCUCUUCAUCAUCGCCACCUGCAAGGACAAAGGCCUCGCUUUCCUGAAGGGUGAGGCGACCCUCGGCAUCCGCAAGAUCGAUAAGAAGGCCACUGGCGCGACGACGGUCGACCAUCCGGGCGACUUCGCCCUCCGAAUCGGCGGCAAGCGCUUUGACGUACGGGUGGAUGGUCAGCGUGUGACGGUCGACGGACGCGUCUACGACGUUGACAUGGUGGACAAGUCCGACGCGCCCGAGCCGGUCCCCUCUGAAGACGUGACGGAAGUCGCAGCACAGAUGCCCGGAGUGGUGCUCCGAAUCCUUGCGCAUCCGGGCGACCAGGUCCGCGCCGGCGAGCCGAUCCUCGUGCUCGAGGCGAUGAAGAUGGAGGUCCGUGUAAAUGCGCCCCAAGACGGUGUGGUGCGUUCGAUCGGGGUUGAGGUGGGGCAGCAAGUCGCCAAUGGGCAGGCGUUGGCCACGCUUGGCUAG
Molecule: messenger RNA, 2157 nt
Organism: Symbiodinium sp. CCMP2456
Lineage: Eukaryota; Dinophyceae; Suessiales; Symbiodiniaceae
Source: the annotation of a GenBank genome assembly